GGAACAAACGUACUAAAAAAAAAAAAGAAAAUUGUAUUUUGUCUAAUCAUUGCAUUAUUGUGCCAGUUUCAUUUAUGAGUAUCUUUUAAUAUAAUUUCCUAUCUUUAUUAUAUUGCAAGAAUUAUAAAACAAUAAUGAAUAUUACAUCUGCUGCAGGGAUAAUAUCCCUGCUCGACGAACCUAUGUCGGAAGUGAAAGAGUUCGCCCUGAAAAGGUUGGAUAAUAUCGUCGACGAAUUUUGGCCCGAAAUUUCCGAAUCGAUCGAGAAGAUAGAGAUCUUGCACGAGGACAAAGUGUUUUCACAGCAUCAACUAGCAGCUUUGGUAGCUAGUAAGGUUUACUAUCACCUAGGUGCAUUUGAAGAUUCAUUGACGUACGCGUUAGGCGCAGGUGAUUUAUUUGAUGUGAAUGCCCGUAAUGAAUAUGUUGAUACGACUAUCGCAAAAGCUAUUGACUUCUAUACUCAAAAAAGAAAAGCCCUGUUUGUGGACAAUACUGGGGAAGCAAUUGAUCCUCGAUUGGAAGCCAUCGUGAAUCGUAUGUUCCAACGGUGUCUGGAUGAUGGUCAGUAUAGGCAAGCUCUUGGAUUGGCACUAGAGACGCGCCGCAUGGACAUCUUUGAGGAGUCCAUUAUGAAAUCUGAUGAUAUUGCAGGUAUGCUUCAAUAUGCGUUUACAGUAGCUAUGAGCCUGCUUCAAAACAGAGGUUUCCGUAGCACAGUUCUUCGCUCCCUGGUUGGUCUCUAUAGAGGACUUAAUAUCCCUGACUAUGUAAAUAUGUGUCAAUGUCUCAUUUUCCUUGAAGAUCCCUUAUCUGUAGCUGAAAUACUUGACAAGCUUACUCAUGGCCCUCAGGAAUCAGUACUAAUGGCAUAUCAAAUUGCAUUUGAUUUAUAUGAUUCUGCAACACAACAAUUCCUGGGUAGAGUUUUACAAGCCUUAAGGAGCACAGCUCCUAUUCCAAGUGCAUUAGGUGGGAAGCCACAACCUCAAGGAGGACCUUUUCCUGAAUCCUCUAUGGAAGUGGAACAGACUCCUGCUGAAGAGUCCAAAAAACCAGAAAGAGAUAUUGAAAAUCUAAAUGAUGAAGAGAAGGAACAUCAGAGAAGAGUUGAAAAAUUAAUUUCUAUUCUGGGAGGAGAUGUAUCAAUAGGCCUACAACUGCAGUUCUUAAUUAGGUCUAAUCAUGCAGAUAUGCUUAUAUUGAAAAACACUAAAGAUGCUAUCAGAGUAUCAAUAUGCCACACAGCUACAGUUAUAGCAAAUGCAUUUAUGCAUGCCGGUACUACAAGUGACCAAUUUUUAAGAGAUAAUCUUGAAUGGUUAGCUAGGGCAACAAACUGGGCUAAAUUAACAGUUACAGCAUCCCUUGGUGUCAUACAUAGAGGUCAUGAAAAUGAAUCCUUAGCUCUCAUGCAAUCUUAUUUACCUAAAGAAGCAGGACCAUCAUCAGGAUACUCUGAGGGUGGUGGCUUAUAUGCACUUGGCUUAAUUCAUGCUAAUCAUGGUGCGAACAUUAUUGACUAUCUCUUAACGCAAUUAAAAGAUGCACAGAAUGAAAUGGUACGUCAUGGAGGUUGCCUUGGUCUUGGCUUGGCUGCCAUGGGUACUCAUAGACAGGAUGUCUACGAGCAGCUCAAGUUUAAUCUCUACCAAGAUGAUGCUGUCACUGGUGAGGCUGCUGGUAUUGCUAUGGGUAUGGUCAUGUUAGGUUCAAGACAUGCAGCAGCUAUUGAAGAUAUGGUUGCAUAUGCUCAAGAAACUCAACAUGAAAAAAUUUUACGCGGUUUAGCAGUUGGCAUUGCCUUCACAAUGUAUGGUCGACUUGAAGAAGCUGAUGCCCUUGUUCAGCAGUUAUUGAGAGAUAAGGAUCCAUUAUUGCGACGUGCUGGAUGCUAUACUAUUGCUACUGCAUACUGUGGCACAGGAAACAAUGACUCCAUACGUACAUUGUUGCAUGUUGCUGUAUCUGAUGUCAAUGAUGAUGUACGUCGUGCUGCAGUAACAGCACUUGGAUUUUUACUAUUUAGGACACCAGAACAGUGUCCUUCAGUUGUAUCCCUGCUAGCUGAAUCCUACAAUCCACAUGUCCGUUAUGGUGCGGCUAUGGCUUUAGGGAUUGCCUGUGCUGGUACAGGAAAUCGUGAAGCCAUUGGACUUUUGGAACCAAUGGUAAAAUUUGAUCCUGUUAACUUUGUAAGACAGGGAGCAUUGAUAGCCUCUGCUAUGAUUUUGAUUCAACAAACAGAAACUCUAUGCCCUAAAGUAACUUACUUCCGACAGUUAUAUGCACAAGUAAUUUCAAAUAAGCAUGAGGAUGUAAUGGCAAAAUUUGGUGCAAUCUUGGCUCAGGGUAUUAUUGAUGCUGGUGGCCGAAAUGUCACUGUUUCCCUUCAAAACAGAACAGGACAUAUGAAUAUGCUUGCUGUAGUAGGCAUGUUGGUAUUUACUCAAUAUUGGUACUGGUUUCCUCUAGCUCACUGUUUGUCACUGGCCUUUACACCUACGUGUUUGAUUGCUCUUAAUUCAGAUUUAAAAAUGCCUCAGAUGGACAUCAAAUCAAAUUCAAAACCAUCCUUGUAUGCAUACCCUGCUCCACUUGAAGAAAAGAAACGUGAGGAAAGGGAAAGAGUCACUACUGCUGUACUGAGUAUUGCUGCAGCUAGAGCCCGUAGACGGGCACAUGGUACUGAAGGCUCAGCUAGCAGUGUCACUUCAUCAUCAACAUCUAAAAUGGAUGUAGAUGAAGAAGAAAAAAAACCAACAAAGUCUCCUAAUCCUAACAUAACAGUUCAUGGUAAAACUGACAAGGAAGCUGGAUCAUCAAAAGAUAACAAGAAAGAAGAAAAAGAUGGAGACGAAAAAGAAGUAAAAGAAAAGAAGGAACCAGAACCUACUUUUGAGAUUUUAAGUAAUCCAGCUAGGGUAAUGCGACAACAGUUAAAGGGUAUUUCUAUCGUUGAGGGCUCAGGUUUCGUGCCAUUAAAAGACGUAACUAUUGGAGGUAUUGUAAUGCUAAACCAUUCUGGAGAUGUGGAGCAAGUGCUUGUAGAGCCCGUUGCCGCUUUCGGGCCAAAGACAGAAGAAGAAAAGGAACCUGAACCCCCGGAACCCUUUGAAUAUUUAGAUGAUUGAUAAGUUUAACCUCUUCGACAAAUAUAUAUAUUAUUAAAAUUAAUAUGAGUAGAAUUAUAACAGGAAAUGUAUUGAACAAUUUAACUAAAUAUUGAUGUAAGCACAUAUAUAUGAUACUAACUAAAAAUUUAUUGUGUUUCUUUCUCAAUUAAAUGAUUGUCGAAUUAA
Galleria mellonella (greater wax moth) is the source of this 3302-nucleotide messenger RNA. RefSeq names its product 26S proteasome non-ATPase regulatory subunit 1 (gene Rpn2). Gene Ontology annotation, biological process: regulation of protein catabolic process; proteasome-mediated ubiquitin-dependent protein catabolic process. The record is from RefSeq and is a predicted model, not a curated record. Lineage: Eukaryota; Metazoa; Arthropoda; Insecta; Lepidoptera; Pyralidae. The transcript has 2 exons. Bases 135 to 3134 code for a protein of 999 amino acids. Gene Ontology annotation, molecular function: enzyme regulator activity. Gene Ontology annotation, cellular component: proteasome regulatory particle, base subcomplex; proteasome storage granule; proteasome complex.